GCCUGGAAGCAGAGCUCCAGUCGUAGCCCGUGAUGGUGGGAGCCAUUCCCCGGCAGCCGCGCCGCUUCUGGGGAGUGCCGAGGUGGCUGGUCUCGCCCGUUAGCUCAACCAGUAGUCGCCUGCUGCUGGGCCCGGGGAGCAGGAAGGCCAGGCAAGGGAAUUGGUUGCAGAGGGAUGUGGCCGCACGACAGGCUUCGUAGCAGGGGGCUCAUCUGGACUGCCUAAUCCCACGGCACUUUAGCGCCUGCCCUCUCUGCCACGCCCCAUGCGGCAUAUCAAUGCGGAGGCCGGCCUCCCCCAGGAGUGCAGUGCGGGCACGAGCCAGGACGAAGAGGAGGAGGAGGAAGGCCCCCGCCCCUGGCGUCGGCACCAUGGGGUCCUGCUGGGCUGCAGCCCCCCGGAGCUGACGUGCCAGAAGGUCUACCAGGUCUCCAUCUUCUCCCAGCUGGCCGGCUGCUCCCACCCGCCAGAGCAGAGGGCCCCCGGCAGGCAGCCCAUCAAGCGGGCCCGCCCAGAACCCCAGAGGGUGCCCGCGGGCGAGUGGGAUGCCAAAAGAGGCCGCUGGGAGGGGGACGAUGCCAUCGAGGACGGCCUGGUGGUGGACGAGCUGUCCUUGGGGGGUGCGGCACAGCACUUCUCCCACAGCGGACUCCGGGUGGUGGAGCAUUGCCGGGAAGGGAGCCCCAGCCGCGCCCGGGUGAAAGGGGGCCUUGCCCAGGCGCUGCCCCCCCUGCCACCCCCGCACAGACUUUGCAGCACUUUGCACACGACGGACUGCGCCCCGGCCUCGCCAGGGGAUCGCCCCACGGCCUCCGGCUCCCCCGGGAGGCAGGAAGAGAAUGGGGCCCAGCAGGCUGAGAGGGCCGGCAGCCCGAAUUUCCUACUUGAUCCUGAUUUGCACACGCUUGCACAUCACUCCCUGCCGGGCGAAGGCCUGGUGGCUGGUGGGCACACAGAGCCUGGCACUCCCCCGGCAGCCCAAGGCUCUGAGGCCAGCGGGCCAGGCUCCUCCGAGAAGACGCCGUGCUCCAGCGCCUGGCUUUCCGGAGGCAGCGCCGGCGGCUGUCCGGCCAAGCGGAAGCUUCUGCCCUCUGCGGAGGGGACGGCCGACACCGGCUCAGAGGAUGAGGGCCUGUCGUUGGCACGGAAGAAGAGGGCCCAGCGGUGCCCAGCGGUGCCCGCCUCCUGCCGCAGCACUGACUCCAAGGGCGCCCCCUUCUGGAACCACUUGCUUCCUGCAGCCAAGGGCUCCACAAACAGUGCUGCCGUGGGCCGUCAGCUGAAGACCGGCUUGCGUCUCAAACAGCGACCCCUCCGCAGCAGUUUCUGCAGGAGUCCGGUGGGCAGCAGGUCCCCCCCUGUGCCGUGGGCCACAACCUCCACCAGCCGGGCCUUGCUGGGGAACUUUGAGGAGUCCAUGCUGAAGGGGCGCUUCCUGCCAUCGGGGCGGAUCGAAGGCUUCACUGCAGAGAUCGGGGCCAGCGGCUCCUACUGCCCGCAGCACGCCACCCUUCCCGUCGAUGUCACCUAUUUUGACAUCCUGGAGCACAGCGCACCCUCGCCCUUCCUGGGAGUCAUUGAUUUGGAUGCCUUGGGAAAGAAGGGUUACAGCAUCCCCAAGAUGGGCACCAUCCAAGUGACCUUAUUCAAUCCCAACAAGACAGUGGUGAAGAUGUUCCUCGUCACCUAUGACUUCCGUGACAUGCCUGCCAACCACGUCACCUUCCUGCGCCAUCGCAUAUUCCUGGUGCCUGUGGGGGAGGAGCAGGGAUCUGGCCCAGCCCUUGGCGGGCUGCCCAAGAGAGUGCUUUGCUACCUGAUGCACCUGAGGUUCCACAGCUCCAAGUCUGGGAAGAUCUACCUGCACGACGACAUCCGCCUGCUGUUCUCACGCAAGUCAAUUGAGAUCGAUUCGGGGAUCCCCUAUGAACUGAAGUCCUUCACGGAGCUGCCGCGCAACCCCUGCUACUCUCCACGUACCUGAGUGGGGAAGAGUGG
This is a messenger RNA of Euleptes europaea (tarantolino), 1998 nucleotides long. It is a transcript of the gene ATOSB, whose product is annotated as atos homolog B. The transcript is spliced from 8 exons. The coding region runs from base 266 to 1984 and encodes 572 amino acids. NCBI's taxonomy places the organism in Eukaryota, Metazoa, Chordata, Lepidosauria, Squamata, Sphaerodactylidae. The record is from RefSeq and is a predicted model, not a curated record.